This is a messenger RNA of Aureococcus anophagefferens, 1689 nucleotides long. RefSeq lists its product as hypothetical. Gene Ontology annotation, biological process: fatty acid metabolic process. The coding region runs from base 1 to 1689 and encodes 562 amino acids. Gene Ontology annotation, molecular function: glycerophospholipase activity. The transcript has a single exon. The record is from RefSeq and is a predicted model, not a curated record. Lineage: Eukaryota; Pelagophyceae; Pelagomonadales; Pelagomonadaceae. Gene Ontology annotation, cellular component: membrane.
AUGCGCCUCCGCGCGCUGCUCGCCACGGUCAUCUUCCGCGCCUGCACCGCCGCCAACAGCACCUGGACCACGAGCGGCGUCGUCGAGGCCGGCCACGGCGUCGGCUGGUGCCUGCAGCCCAGCGACGCCGGCGCGAGCGACUGGCGCGCGCGCGUCGUCGUGCGGCGCGUCGCGACGAACUCGAGCGGCCCGCGGUACCGGCUCUACUCCGCGCGGGACCACGUCUACGUGCUCGCCUUCGCGCUCGACGCGUCGCGGGACCUCGCGGUGGACGGCGCGGGCCGGCCGCUCGUCGCGAGCCGCCGCAAGCUCCGCCUCGACGACUUCGACGACGGCGCGCUCGUGCUCGACGCCGGCGGCCUCGGCGCCGGCGCCGCGCUGCACGUCUACGUCGCGUCGAACCGGCUCGAGGGCUCCUCGGCCUACGAGGUCGCCGUCGAGAGCGACGCCGCGCUCGAACGCGCGGCGGACCCCGUCGGCGGCCGCCGCGGCGCGGCCGCGCCGGCGAGGCAGCGCGGCGCGAGCCGCGUCCUCAGCCUCGACGGCGGCGGCGCGCGGGGCGUCGUGCCGCUCGCCGUGCUCGCGGACGUCGAGCGCGAGACGCGCGCGCGCGUCCGCGACAAAUUCGACGUCUUCGCGGGCACGUCGACGGGCGCGAUCGUCGCCGCGGGCCUCGCCCUCGCGGAGCUCCCCGUCGCCGUCGUCCAGCGGCUCUACGACGACCUCGUGCGCCUCAUCUUCGGGUCCAAGGGCCUGAGCCCGAAGUUUCGGGCGGGCCGGCUCCAGGCGAUCCUCGAGGCGGUCUUCGGCGCCGACUCGACGCUCCGCGGCGACGGGGGCCGGCGCCUCGUCGUCGUCGCGACGGACGCGUCGACGGCGCGGCUGCGGCCCUUCCUGUUUCGCUCCUUCCCGCCGCCGGAGGCCGACGACGACGACUACCUCGUCGACGCUAGGUCGCACCACUGCCGCGUCGUCGACGCGCUGAUGGCGUCGACGGCCGCGCCGCCCUUCUUCCCCGUGCGCCGCUUCGACGUCGACGGGUCGCCGCGGCGCCUGCUGGACGGCGCGCUCGUGGCCAACAACCCGACGCACUUCGCUUUGGCCGAGGCGUCGGCGCUGCGGCGCGGCGACGCGAGGACCGGCGCGCCGGAGCAGACUUUGGACCUCGUCGUGUCCCUGGGCACGGGCGCGGCGCCGGCCAAGGCGCGGAGCUCCGCCGCCGACGCCCGGUCCUUCCUCGGCGCCAUCCCCCGGAGCGUGUCCGCGGCGCGCGACUUCGUCGAGGGUCUGGCGAAUCUGCUGACGGACACGGACACGACGCACGACCUCGUGAAGCGCACGCUGCGGGAGACGUGGCGCGGCGACGAGCUCCACGAGCGCUACCACCGCCUCGACGCCGUCAUCGACGCGCGGCACCUCCGGCUCGACGAGGGCGACGUCGACGUGCUCCGCGACCUCCGCGCGAUGGCGCUCGACUUCCUCAAGCGCGACAAGCACGUCGAGUGGAAGGCGCUGCUCCGCGCGUUGAAGCAGGGGCCGGGCAAGAAGAAAGCGCCCCACGUCUACUCCGUCGUCGACCUCGACGUCGUCGCCGCGCCGCCCGCGGCCUCCGCGCUCCGGCCCCUGCGGAAGACGUGCGCGCGCGUCACGGGGCUCCACGGCUUCUUCUCGCGGAAGCACGCGCGCUAA